Messenger RNA from Papaver somniferum (opium poppy), 1348 nucleotides. Its product is annotated as GABA transporter 1-like. The record is from RefSeq and is a predicted model, not a curated record. Lineage: Eukaryota; Viridiplantae; Streptophyta; Magnoliopsida; Ranunculales; Papaveraceae. Gene Ontology annotation, cellular component: plasma membrane. The coding region runs from base 416 to 1348 and encodes 310 amino acids. The transcript has 4 exons.
AUAUUUUUGAACAAUCGAUCCAAUGCGACUAAAGUAUAUCCUUUAUCUCUGACCGAUUAAAAUGGAAAAAAAAUAAAAUCAAAAUGAUUAAUUUAAUUAGCUGGGUAGGUUUGUUUCUUUCUGUAUCGAGUGCGCGUUUGGACAUAUCGAAAGACAUAGUCGAGUUCUUAUACUUGCAGACAUGUUGUUUGAUUAUUUUAUUUUUCGCUCGGUCAGACAAUUACAUGCAUCCCACAUGUCCAAUGAUAUAUAAUUGUCAUGGAUCUACAUCUUUCUGUAUAUUUUAUUUCUGAUCGGUUCUUUCUGCGUAUGCUGAUAUGUUCAGGGUACGUAUAUACUGUUUAAACUUGCAAUAACAGAAAAGUAGCUUGAGGAGGAGGAGGAGGAGGAGGUAGAGAAACAGAGAGAUCUUGUCAUGAGUUUUGAUUUUAGCAUCUUUUUAUAUUCUUAUCUGCAGACAAUUUACUUGGUAUUAAAUCCAGAAAAUAGGAGUAUGAAACUAUACCACUUUCUCAUAAUAUUUGGAGGUCUACUUCUGAUAUUGGCUCAAAUCCCAUCUUUUCAUUCUUUGAGGCACAUCAACCUCAUUUCUUUGCUACUCUGCCUUGCUUACAGCACUUGCGCAAUAGCUGGUUCUAUUUACGUAGGGAAUUCUUCAAAUGCACCACCAAAGGACUACACGAUAAAGGGUGAUCCUGUCGAUAAGGUGUUUAGUAUUUUUAACGCCGUUGCCAUUAUUGCCACCACCUUUGGGAAUGGAAUUAUUCCUGAAAUUCAGGCAACGUUAGCGCCUCCUGUGAAGGGAAAAAUGUUCAAAGGAUUAUCAAUCUGUUACACUGUAGUGAGCGUUACGUUCUUUGGCGUCGCCAUUUCAGGUUAUUGGGCAUUCGGUAAUAACGCAGGCGGAAUUAUCAUUAAUAACUUCAUGAAUGAGAGUGGCAAUGCUUUGGUUCCAGGAUGGUUCCUUUUGUUGACCAAUGCCCUUGUACUUGUGCAACUUUCUGCACUUAGUGUGAUAUACUUGCAACCCACGAACGAGUUGCUGGAACGUCAAUUUUCAGACCCUAAAUGCCCUGCACUCUCUCCACGAAAUGUAAUACCAAGGCUUAUUUCUCGAUCGUUAGCUGUGGUAUUCUCUGUGAUAGUUGCAGCCACACUUCCUUUCUUUGAAGACAUUAUUGCAUUGGUGGGAGCAUUAGGUUUCAUGCCUCUCGACUUCAUGUUGCCUGUUUUAUUCUACAAUUUGACCUUUAAACCACUGAAACAAGGAGCUAUUCUCUGGCUGAACAUCACAAUCUUCGUUGUUUUCUCAGCACUUGCGGUUAUAGCAGUUGUAACUGCAGUUUGA